GCAUGGUCGAAGCUGUCGAGCAGUAGCAGCAGAGAAACAAACGAAGGGCAAACGUGUUCACAAAUUACCAACACGCAAACUCCGCAGAUUCUCUCCAACCCUUUUUCCUCAACCCCACUUUUGUUUUCGCCAUUGCAAAUCAUCGCCAAUUCUUUAGGAGAAAUUCCCAUUUCCCAAUUCCCAAUUGAAAAAGAGAGGAAAAGAAAAAAAUUCCUCUAUUGCUCCUCCAUUAAAGUGGGAUUUUUCAGCUGCAAGAUUCGGCUAAAGCUCCAGAAGAAAUUAGUUCUUGAAAACCGACUUCGUGGUUUGUUUGUUUGUUUGUUUGUUUUACUUGAAAAUCAAAAUCCUAACCGAGCUUUUCUUAAAUCUUCGCGAUCUGAAUCCUUUGCCCAUUUUUCGAUCUGGAAUAGUGUUUGACUCUUAGGCUUUGAAGUCAACAUUUCUUGCUAUUUCUUCUGAUUAAUUCCUGGUUUCGACUCGUUUUUGGAUGAUUUUGGGCCAUAAUAUGCAGCCUGACCAGAGGAAAAAGGUUGAUGUAGAUUUCUUCACGGAAUAUGGCGAGGGCAGCAGGUACAGAAUCGAGGAAGUUAUCGGCAAAGGUAGCUACGGUGUUGUGUGCUCGGCUUACGAUACGCAUCUCGGAGAAAAAGUCGCCAUAAAAAAGAUUAACGACAUCUUUGAACAUGUAUCGGACGCCACACGUAUUCUUCGAGAAAUUAAGCUGCUUCGCCUCCUUCGUCAUCCCGAUAUAGUCGAAAUUAAGCAUAUCCUUCUCCCGCCGUCGAGAAGGGAAUUCAAAGACAUAUAUGUAGUUUUCGAAUUGAUGGAAUCGGAUCUUCAUCAAGUCAUUAAAGCGAACGACGAUUUGACUCCCGAACACUACCAAUUCUUUCUGUAUCAACUUCUCCGAGGCUUGAAAUACAUACACACAGCGAAUGUUUUCCACCGGGAUUUGAAGCCGAAGAACAUAUUGGCAAAUGCUGACUGCAAGCUUAAGAUUUGCGAUUUCGGACUCGCACGUGUCGCCUUCAACGACACACCAACGGCGAUAUUUUGGACGGAUUACGUUGCGACGAGAUGGUAUAGAGCUCCCGAAUUGUGCGGAUCUUUUUUCUCCAAGUAUACUCCCGCAAUCGACAUUUGGAGUAUUGGUUGCAUAUUCGCCGAACUUUUGACCGGAAAACCUCUCUUCCCCGGAAAGAACGUAGUUCAUCAAUUAGACCUCAUGACCGAUCUGCUCGGAACUCCACCUCCCGAAACUAUCGCAAGGAUAAGAAAUGAAAAGGCUCGAAGAUACUUGAGUAGUAUGAGGAAAAAGAAGCCGAUUCCUUUGUCCUACAAAUUCCCGACCACCGAUCCGCUUGCUCUCCGUUUGUUAGAAAGAAUGCUUGCUUUUGAUCCUAAGGACAGACCGUCUGCCGAAGAGGCUCUUGCGGAUCCAUACUUUCGAAACUUGGCUAGAGUCGAGAGGGAACCUUCUGCGCAGCCAGUCACGAAAAUGGAAUUCGAAUUUGAAAGGCGAAGGAUCACGAAGGAAGAUGUUAGAGAGCUGAUAUAUCGUGAAAUUCUCGAGUAUCAUCCGAAGAUGUUGAAAGAAUUCUUGGAGGGAGCCGAGCCUACCGGCUUCAUGUAUCCAAGCGCCGUCGACAAAUUUAAGAAGCAAUUCGCAUUUCUUGAGGAGCAUUACGGGAACGGAGGCACCGCCCCGCGCGAGCGACAACAUUCUUCAUCUUUGCCGAGGCCGUGUGUGCUGUACUCGGGUAACUCGAAUCCGAGCACGACGGACGUUACAAAUGAGCUCUCCAAAUGCUCCAUCAAAGAUGUCGAGAAACCGCAACCCGUCCCUAGAUUUCCUACACAAGUUCCUCAAAACGUUCAACCAGCAGGUGGGGCUGCGAGACCCGGGAAAAUUAUCGGUUCGGUUAUGCAUUAUAACAGCUACGGAGCGACCGAAAUUACCGAGCAGCGACGAGUCGUUCGAAAUCCCGGCAUCCCGGUGCAGUACAUCGGGCCUAGCGCAUCCUACCAGGGAAAACAUCCGGGCGACGACACGAACGAAGGAUCCAACGGUAUGCAGCCGAAGCCUGACGUAUACAUUGCAAGGAAAGUCGCGGCUCACGGCGUUAAUGGCAGCCAUUGGUAUUAAUGACGUCUCGAGACGUUUACAAUCGCCGACUGGAAUUGAUUCGAGCUGCCGGGUUGAGCAUUCGGCUCGAUCAACGGAGACGAACACUCGCAUGCUAAGCAGGCAUUUUGUGUAUAGUUAUAACGACUUACAUGCCGGAACCUUCGCGAAUCAACGGUCGAGAUCUCAUCUCUGCAGCGAGAUUCGGGGAAUCAUUGUCGUCGUCGUAUCUUGUUUAUCGUAAGAGUUAUUCUCUGCAGUGUAUUCGAAACUACUUUUGGCUGUUUUUUCUGCGUUAGUUCUUUCGAUUCUCUACUGUUAUUCGAUUUGUAAGAACUUGUUGCUGUUCAUUAUUUACAACCUUAAAUCUGGUAAUGGACAGCAAGCUCUAGCUUGUAUGCUAUCGUCGUUUCUGUUC
Molecule: messenger RNA, 2543 nt
Organism: Andrographis paniculata
Lineage: Eukaryota; Viridiplantae; Streptophyta; Magnoliopsida; Lamiales; Acanthaceae
Product: mitogen-activated protein kinase 15-like
Exons: 10
Coding region: 488-2146 (552 amino acids)
Biological process (GO): intracellular signal transduction; protein phosphorylation
Cellular component (GO): nucleus; cytoplasm
Molecular function (GO): ATP binding; MAP kinase activity
Source: RefSeq, a predicted model, not a curated record